This is a messenger RNA of Scatophagus argus, 2762 nucleotides long. RefSeq names its product zinc finger DHHC-type palmitoyltransferase 12b (gene zdhhc12b). Bases 487 to 1299 code for a protein of 270 amino acids. Gene Ontology annotation, biological process: protein targeting to membrane; peptidyl-L-cysteine S-palmitoylation. The transcript has 5 exons. The record is from RefSeq and is a predicted model, not a curated record. Gene Ontology annotation, cellular component: endoplasmic reticulum; Golgi apparatus. Lineage: Eukaryota; Metazoa; Chordata; Actinopteri; Scatophagidae. Gene Ontology annotation, molecular function: protein-cysteine S-palmitoyltransferase activity.
ACCGUCUCGUGACCGACACUGGCCAAUCGCAGCUUAGACGGGACGGAGACGACAACAAUAAAGUGCAUCAAAACGUAAAACGAAGCGGACGGUUUGUGUUGCUCUUUAGCUGUGGGAUCGUGUUCAGUGGAGUCUUUAAAGCCUAUGUAAUAAGCUUAUAUCAAUAUAUGUUUUUCGACUGAAAUUCAGUGUUUGGCUUAGUCACGCGAAACAAAUGACGUGAACGCCGCAGCCUAGCGCCGACUUUGGUAACAUAACGGUAUUUCUCUGACGACAUUCAUGGUUGCUAGCUUUCUGACAGAACGCUUGUUGGUCUGAAAGGAGCGUCAACGUUAGCGGUUUUUCACGCUAAAUAUCAUUUUUGUCGUUAGUUAAUAAUUAACACUAUACCUGUCCUAUCAUUGACAGUUGAGGCAGUUUUAACAUCUGAACAACAUUAGAUCCGUCUGAAGAUUGCGAUGGAUGCUAUAACAUGCUAGGAGGACCAUGUUCAAAAAUGUUUUUGGCUCAGGGUUUGUGGUCAGAACAGCUCAUGUGAUUCUGACAUGGGUCAUAACGUUGAUACUCUUCCUACAUGAUACAGAACUGAGGAAGCAGGAGGAGACUGGCCAGCUCGUCCAGCCUGUGCUCUUCGUCCUGCUGGUGCUGGUGUCGGUGCUGCUUUAUUUUGCUGUUUCUCUGAUGGACCCAGGCUUCAUCUUGUCUGACGAUAGCGAUUUACAGUUCACACUGGGAGUGACUGAGGAGCAGCAGGACAUGAUCCCACCCACCUCCAAGUCACUGCGUCAGCGCCGCUGUGGCCACUGUCUGCUGCAGCAGCCAAUGAGAUCGAAGCACUGCCAGACGUGUCAGCACUGUGUCCGGCGUUACGACCAUCACUGCCCCUGGAUUGAGAACUGUGUCGGUGAGAGGAACCACCGCUGGUUUGUGCUUUACCUGGCUGUCCAGCUGCUGGUACUGCUGUGGGGGCUGCACAUUGCCUGGACGGGUUUCAGCUACGCACCCGCCUGGCAGCUGUGGCUGCGUACAAAUGGCAUGCUGCUGGCUGUGGCCGUGUUGGUGGCUCUGCUCUCGCUGAUCGUGCUGCUCCUGCUCGGCUCCCACCUCUACCUGGUUUCUCUCAACACCACUACCUGGGAGUUCAUGUCGCGCCACCGCAUCUCCUACCUCAAGCACUGCGGCGCUGAUGAAAACCCCUUUGACCGUGGCACCUUCCACAACCUUUGGGGUUUCUUCUGUGUGUGGGGCACAGUGGUGUGGGAACAGGUGUACUUCAGGGAGGGGAGCGACCAAGUCUAGAAGCACAUGGCAGGCGAGUUAAAAGACUGGAUUUUCCUCAUGAACAUACUUGCUGGUUUUGGGGAUCACGCACAUGACUACAAAGUUGGGAGAUAAACUGUUCCUAUGUGCAGUUUACCUUUGUAGAGGCACGUUAUGUUGUGCCAUAACACCAUAACAGCUCCCUUCUUUAACUUCUCUCCUUUCAGUGGUUCUGCACUGCAAUGGAUUGCUUGCUUGUGUUGUCUUGCUUUGUUUUUGCUGUCCACAUUUCCUGUUUUUCCUAUCCUCUCCCUAAGUGGCUGUCGACAGACUAAACAUUGUCUCGUGUGACCCCAGAAUGAGGAGCCUAACCUGAGUUAGCAUCUCACAGUGACAGGCUACCAGCACUACAGCCUUUAUUUCGAACAGUUGUUUACAAUCAUUCAAGUAUACCUUGACAGACAGUUAUCCACACUGUCUGCAGGCACUUUGCCGUCCAGUCGUAAGGCUCUAAACGAAGCUAGUCAUAAAGCCCUGUUGACUCAAGCUUGGCCUUUGUUUAUGCACCCACGUCUCACUUGACAGUCACUGCUGCUCCCUUCAUUGAAUCAUUUAUGUGGGCAGUAAUUACACAUUUGAAGUACUUCUGGUCUUACUGUGACACAUGGUAAACCUAAGGGAUGGACUGUUAAUUAACUCUGGAGUUUACUUGUAACAUUAGAUUUAAAAAUAUUUAGGUGCAUGUGUAGACAAUCCAGAUCUGUGGUUGACUCACUGGAGACAGAUCCCGAUGAACAUGUUGGAGAAUUUCAAUAAAAUGGUACAUUAAUGGUUUUUAGUCCAGAAAGCUGAAUCCUCCUCUUGUUUCAUGGGAUAUAUUUCUAUAAUUACAGUCAUAUUUAUUGUGCACAGAGGUUUUACAGGGUCCACUCGCUGUUAGUCAAAGUUACUGACAGGUUACAAUUUUGUUAAUAGUGAAAAAUGAGUAUUUUGAAAUACGUGUGUGAAAAAAGUGUACUGUAUUGUUCCUAGCAUUUAGCCCAGUCACGAUGUACAGGAUGCUUUGACUUUCAUGGGACAGCAUUCCAAGCUAUUUUAUAUUGUAUAUACUUUUUAAACUAUUUUGAACCAGAAAAUAUCUUUUGACUUUUGUAUGAGUGUUUUGAGUAACUGGAGGGAAUACCUUUGAAGAGUAGAGCGUAAGUAGAGAGCUUUGAGUGCAAUACAUUGUUUGGUAUUUCCAUCUGAACCUCUCCUUGUGCAAUAGUAACCUUGUAAGACAGCAAUAAAUGUGUUGAAUUUAAUGUACAGCAGUAGUGUUGGACAGAACGCAGAUUGCCUCCAGUUGGACUGAGUCAGUGCUGAGAGCUCUGGUUUAUAUGAAUUAACAUUUAAUUCAUGUUGUGUAUUUCUGAAUUAUAUGCAAUACUGUCAUGCAAUGUUUUUUUGGUUUUUUUUUACUACUUUAAAAUGACUGCACACAUCAAUAAAUCAAAGUUUCA